Didymodactylos carnosus is the source of this 2628-nucleotide messenger RNA. NCBI's taxonomy places the organism in Eukaryota, Metazoa, Rotifera, Eurotatoria, Philodinida, Philodinidae. The record is from the annotation of a GenBank genome assembly.
AUGGAAGUCCUGUGGGACUUCAAUACAUGGGUGGAACUGCCGUUUUCCGAUCCCGGUUUAUUUUUAGUUCCGGUACCGCCCAUUAUGCAUAAACGUCGUCAACGACAAUCAAUUAACGUUAUGCCUACUGUGAACGUUGAGGAAAUCGAUGUGGAAAAUGAUGAAGAUGAAAUUGAAAACAAAUCAAAUGCCACUAAUCGUCGUUUUCAACGUGCAAAUUCUCUCGUCGUACCUCGGGCACGCAAUAUAGUCAAUCAAUUAACGAAAAAAACUGGUAAAAUAAACUUUGAUGAUAAUAAUAACAAAAAAGCAGGAGAAGAAAACGAUGGUGAUGACUUAAAAAUUAUUAAGAGUUAUGAUGCUGUUGAUAAUGCCAUUUUUGAACAAACAAAGCGUGGUCGUAGUAAUUCAAAACGAAAACAAGCAGUUAAACGCAAAAUAACAACAUCAAAACCUCGUGGAAGACCACCAAAAAAGUCGAAACAACAAGAAGAAAAGAAUGAUAGUAAUUCAGAGUCAGACAAUGAAAAAUGUAAAGAAGUCAACCUUAAUGAUAGAGUUAAAUUAGGAUCAAGUAAACGAACAACAACAAGAGUUGUUGAUAAAAAUAAAGAUGAAAAGUCAUCAAGUAAAUACUUCGAACUUCUCCUCUUGAAGAAUGAUGAAAAUUUCUAUCGAGAUCUCACAGUUAGUAAUAAAAUUGUCAGCGAAGAAGAUAGUUAUGUUCGUGAAACUCGGCUAAUCGAACAAGUACCACUGUUAGUUGAAGGACGUGGUCUUAAACAACCGGAUUAUGACAGAGCUGAAGAGCGAAAAUCUGCACUUAGCGAUCAAUUGCGAAUUAUAGAGGAAAAACAUCGGAAAUCAUCGCCGAAACAACAAAAAGCAAAAUCGAGUUUAGCCGAACCCGCUUCUGAUCUAAUAACGAAUUUCGUCUCGACACCUCGUUCAACAACACGUAAAUCAAUUCCAACGAAUAAAAUGGCUCAGUCUACUGAAGUGUUAAACAAAGCAAAAAAAACAAUAAAAAGAACGGCGAUUUCUGAUUUACGUAAUCCUAUCGUUUUUCGCCCUACAAUCAAAACAGCAUCAACAAUCACAAUUGGCAAAGUAACAUCAACUCCAGAUAUAAUGAUUGUAAAUGAAGAAAGUGAACCAACUGUGAAUGAUCGACAAUUGUACGGUACUGUUGAUGAGAACCCAAAUGAAAAUGAGACAAUCCCAGUGAAUUUGAACAAUCAUAUAUUUGUCUCUACUGAAACAACCAAUGAACUUUUAGAAACAGAAACGAAUCAUGAUAUUCGUGCCUCUACUCAACAAAUUGAUGUAAUUGAAAUUGAUGAUGUUCAAUCACAAACAUUAUUUCAUCAACAAAUUCAAACUGAUGAAAAAGAACUACAAGCAAUGGAAACACAAUAUGAUUUAACUGUCAUCACUACAACAGCAUCAACUUCCACUGAUGAAAUCGAACAGUUAGCAGUCUCGCACCAAGAUAUUUUAAAACUAGAUCAAUCAAUUCAAACUGUAGAUUCUCAACAAUUACCUCAUUUACAUCAUGCAUGUCAGGAUCUUACAUCUUGUCCAUGUGUUGAAUUAUCCAGAAAAACUGAACAACAUUUUAUUCAAACAAUGGUACAAUAUUAUGAAACACUUGUACACUCGAAUAAUGGUUCUCCAACAAUAGCCAAUUAUGUUCAACAAAGACAACAACAACAACGACCUGUGUUAGCGAACGUCGUUAAUCAACAAAAUAUGACAUCUGAGCGAGAACAAUCAAAUACACAAAAAAUAAAUGAUGAAAAUGACAGUGUAACUGUUGUUGGUGGUACACCUCAAGGUGAUAAUGACGAACAGAUGAUGGUUGAAAAUGAGUCCACACAACGAGAAGGUGAAUCAGAUAUGUCAGUAAAACAACCCGAUGGUCAGAAACAAGAAAUAGACAAUGAUUCUUCAACAACAAUCGUCACCGUAUUGCGUAAACAGAAAAGAAAUCAAAUUGUUAUUGCAACAACGUCAUUAAGCGAUGAGCAAAGAUCGACUGUUGAACAAUUCAUACAUCAAUUUAAAUGUCUUUCAACAUUAACUGUUGACAACACGACUACUCAUUUGAUAACGGAUGAAGGUGAUCAAUCUCAACUGUUAUGUCCAUUAACUGGAAAAGUUAUUGAAGCUGUUGCUCGUCAUUUAUUUGUGGUGUCACAUCGUUGGAUCGAUCAAUGUUUAGAACAUAAUGAACUCAUCGAUGAACAACAAUUUGAAAUGAUUGGUGAUCUCACAUUUCCAUAUCAUAAUGGAAUGAUGCGUUCUCGUUUAACACGUAAAAAUUUAUUAAAUGGUUAUCGCUUUUUAUUAAAAUGUGACGGUUGUCCACCAAUUUAUUCUAAUAAUCAAAAUCUUAUUGAAUUAAUUAAACUAUGUGGUGGAAUAUGUUUACAAGAAAUUAAAGAUCAACCGCCAAAUACAGUAACCAUUGUUCUAUGUCAAGAUUCAUUUUUAGUUGGUAAACGAGAGUUAUAUGAACAAUGUCAACAUAUAUAUAUAUCAUUUUUAAAACCAGAAUGGUUACUUGCAUCAGUAACAAAAUAUUUAUUAGAACCGAUGGAGGAUUAUGAAGUUGUACCAAGCUAG